Molecule: messenger RNA, 1965 nt
Organism: Ornithodoros turicata
Lineage: Eukaryota; Metazoa; Arthropoda; Arachnida; Ixodida; Argasidae
Product: mucin-2-like
Exons: 25
Coding region: 303-1502 (399 amino acids)
Source: RefSeq, a predicted model, not a curated record
UUCUUGGUCAGAAAGGAGUUGCCUCGUAAAGCAGAGAGGGGGAGACCCGGUUCAUCUGGAGGAUAACCUUGUCGCCUUCCACCGCAUCGUACGCGUAGCGAACGACGUAUAUCCUCCUCACGGUGUCGUUCGUGGAAGACAUUGUCUCGUAGUAAUGAAACAUAACGAGCUGCAUAUAAAGUAUCUGCUGGUGUAAGGUUGUCAGCGAAUGAAUCCCGUUGCGGCAAAGGAGUGCUGAAGUGCAACGAGGGCUCGUAGGAUAGGAAGGUCAUCGCCCCAAGGUUUCAGCGGUGCACGCAAUCAUGUCUUCCAGCAGCGACGCCGUCAUGGUUCUUCUAGCUUUCAUCUCUAUAUCUACCUUCAGCUCUGCUCAAGAACAACAGUUUCAGAGGGACAACGGGGUCUUCUUCUCGGGUCUUCCAAGACUACCUCCUGGCAUUAAUGCGAUACCUGGCCGACGCAUAACAGCGCCGAAUUUCUCUAAAUUUGCGAAUCAAUUCAGUACAUCAAAGCCAGAUUUAAAUAAAGAAACAACUCCGUUUGACUUCAAGUUUAACUCGGAGAGGCCUGAUGGUCGGCUGGUAACAUUUAAGACAACUGCCACGACGAGAAGGUUCUUUACCACAACCAAAGCUCCGACAACAGUGUCAAACACUACGGAGAGUUCAGCAACACCUCGUUCACCACCGAAGACACUUCCAACUUCAACUCUACGAAGUUUAUCUCCAACAACGCCACGUCCAACUUUGAGAACCACGACUGUACAAACAACUACAGCGAGGCCUACUCCGCUAAGAACAAGGGCGUCAAUAACGGUACGACCCACAACGCCGCGCCUGGUAAUAAAAUCGUUUACAACGUUGAGGCCUCCACCGACUCGAACAGAGUUAAGGUCAUCCACACUUACGGUUCCAGCUUUCGUCACAAGACCCCUCGUCAGAAUUACAACAACGACACCAAAGCCUCGUAUAGCAUCAUCCACAGCCCAAAGACCCGUGCAAGGUGCAGCUCAGCUUCCGAGACUCACUUUCGUAGACACGAGAAAAGGAUCAAGCCCUUCAACUACAGUAACAAAAAGAUUAACGACAAGAAUACCGGCACCCACAACAGUGUUGGCUCCGAAAACUACACCGCGGACGUCGCAAGUGUCUACUACACCGCAACCGAGAACUGGCCUCAGAGUAUGCGACCCCAUCACAUGCAACCAGAGCUGCCGGGAGAAAUUCGGAAAGCUUCUCACAUCUGCCACCUGUCAACAGAGCGACUGCAGGUGUGAGUUUACCGAGGAGUGCAGCCUCCAAAUGUGUCAGAGGCUCUGCAGAGAAAACAACCCGGGUAGGGUCAUCAUCAACACAUCGUGCACGCACAACAAUUGUGAAUGUACACUUAAACCAGUGUGCCGGCCCAGCGAAUGUAGCGACACCUGCAGGAGAACAUUCGGCUCCCUCUUCAUCGAUGCUGAGUGUGUUGACGACAGUGCGUGCAAAUGUUCUCAUCAUUGAUCAAUGGCGCAAGCAGAAAGUCUGAAGGACUUGCGCAAUACCGUUACCAGAACAUGUUGCUGCUUCAAGACUGUUGUCGGAAAUACCACUUGUGCUUUGGUACGAAGACUACGGACAGAGAGACACCUGAUCUCGUUUUUCUUUUCUUCCUUUCUUUUUUUAUUUUUUUGAGUACACGUGCACGCGCUGCCUGAGUCUACGGGGGGCAAUUGAUCCUCCUGAGCCCGCCUGAAGGGGCGCGAGAGAGGCACCCUUCGGACAGUAAGAAACCGCUUUAGACCGACAGGAAGAGGGGCAGUAAAUCAAGAAUAAGUGGGAGAGGGACGACAAGUACACGCCGGCCCUGCGUCUACAUACAGGUUCAAUACUCGACCGAUUUCUCGUUACACACACAAAACAACACAAGAACGCAGAACGUUCAAUGCCACAUGAGGUUUUGGUCAAUAAAAUAUGUAUCUCACUU